This is a messenger RNA of Peronospora farinosa, 696 nucleotides long. The record is from the annotation of a GenBank genome assembly. Lineage: Eukaryota; Oomycota; Peronosporomycetes; Peronosporales; Peronosporaceae.
AUGACGAUGCUGACGAGACAAUUGACACGAGCGAAUGGAUUGUUGCGUCGACAAUAUGUACGUUAUCUGGCAACAUCAGAAUCCGAAUCCACGACUCCUUCAAUACCUUCUUCUGAAGCUCCUUCGUCACGUACUACUUUGAAUUUUCGCAAGAAAAAGACAUUUCAGUUUUCGGGCGAAGAUGCCGAGCAAACGGUACCUCUUGAAGAGUUUGAAUACCCUUCGUACUGGGAUGUGGACUAUCCGUCGGACUUUGAUAAUGAAAUGAAACACGAGGUGGAAAAGCUCCAGAUCUUUGCAGACUUUACACCGUAUAUGGACUUGUCAUGGCAGCAGCAGAUCCAUCCGCUUUUCGAUGGUACCCCUAUCAGGAUGACGCUCACUUGCCCACUCGAGGACUUUGACGAGCGGCUCUUUAUUAAUGACAGAAACACAUACGACACUAAGGUAGUUAUGGAGGUGCCUAUGACGUGCUUCAAGGGUCUGAACAAGGAGGCUAAGGACCUCGUCACGCAGCUUGCAGGCCCGCGCUACCAUGCCAACAAGAAGAUGCUCAAGAUCGCAGAAGAUCGUUACAACACGCGUGUGUUCAACCACAAGCGAAUCUGCGAUAUCCUGCGUGACCUCACUCAGACGGCACUUGAGCUCAGUGGACAGGCCAAUGAGACUGACAAACCCAAGACGGAUGACAAGUAA